CGCACAAGCCUCGUGAAAAGCAUUCUGGGAUACAAUAUGUAAACAUCAGCCUGAAGCCUGUCAGACGAGAUAGAUACCAAUGAAUUUAAUACAUAAUGCAAUUUUAAACGGACUUCUUUUUUAUGAUUUUGCCUUUUAAUACAAACGGAGGCACUCGACUUCGUGAUUUAUCGGGAUGUGACUACGCUGUCAAGAAGCGACAGUACUUCUGUGCAAGUGGCAGAAUGCUAGCAGCUAGUUAGCUCGCUGCUGGAUCCCAUUCAUGCGCUUAUAGUUGUCUUACAUUUCAACGGAUUCGUCCAUUCUUUGUUACCGGCAAUCCCAGAGUCCUCGUCCUACUGUGAAGGAUGGGUGUGAAAACCUUCACUCACAACUCCCCCAACCACAGCCAGGAGCUUUUGGAUAAGCUCAACACCCUACGCAGUGAGGGCCACUUUUGUGACGUCACCAUCCGUGUACAGGGCCAGAUGUUCUCGGCUCACAAGGUAGUGCUAGCCUGCUGUAGUGACUUCCUUCGAGCGAAGCUGUCUGGGAAGCCGGCUGAUGAAGACACUGUAAUUGUAGGCGAAGAUAACAAACAUGUGUUGGAUCUCCAACACGUGACGGUCGCUGGUUUCGCUCCUCUUCUGGAAUACGCCUACACAUCCACCCUGUCCAUUAGUACGGAGAAUAUCAUUGACGUACUAGCAGCGGCUAGCUACAUGCAGAUGUUUGCGGUGGCCAACACUUGCUCCGAGUUCAUGAAGUCCAGCAUCUUGUGGAACUCGGCAUCCUCGGGAGCAGGAGGUCCUGGUAGCACCCAGCCUCCGGUUUUACACAGGCCCCAAGAGACCCCUGAAGGCCAUGCGAGCUGCACCCUCGCCCCUGUAGAUGCCCUCUCGCCUUCUCCGGUCUCAUCCGAGUGCAGUGUACCGGAACGUCCCAUCCCUGUGUGCCGCGAGUCUAGACGCAAGCGCAAAGGCUUUGCGAGUCCGCAACCAGCAUCCUCAACCUCUCCACAAGUCCCCAACCCCUCUCCAUCCUCUUCCUCCUUCCCAGAGAGUUCAGCGCAGGCUCUGGAACCAUCUCUGGCCUUCUCCUGGACAUACCCUUUUGGUGUGGACCGACGGUUUGCAUCAGAUAAGUCAAAACUACCUGAAGGUCUUCUGGAACCAUCUGGAGCAUCGAGCCAGGACUCUAGUGGACGGGCAUUGGUGGAGUAUUUGGCCUGCGAAGGCCCACGUGGCCUAAGCGUAGGGGGCGCGGCAGGGGUGGAGGAGGAGGAAGAAGAGGAUGUGCAGGUGAAGGUGGAGAGGCUGAGUGAUGAAGAAGUGCAUGAAGAAGCUUCUCAACCAGUUAGUGCUCCACACAGUUCUCUGAGUGACCAGCAGACGGUUCCUGGCAAUGAACACACCCAAGAAGAUCUACUCAUUAGCCCUCAGUCCUCAUCCAUUGGCUCCCUGGAUGAGGGGGUGACGGAGGGCCUCCAGUCCAUGCAGGGCACUCCAAACACUACCGGUCACAUGGAGGAGGAUGAGAGGCUGGAGAAUGUCCAGUACCCAUACCACCUGUACAUUAGCCCCUCCACUCGCCCAGGACUCAACGGUCCUGAGCGGCCCUUCCAGUGCCCUACAUGUGGUGUCCGCUUCACUCGAAUACAGAAUCUCAAGCAGCACAUGCUCAUCCACUCUGGUAUUAAGCCAUUCCAGUGUGACCGCUGCGGGAAAAAGUUUACGCGGGCUUACUCCCUGAAGAUGCACCGGCUGAAGCACGAAGGUAAACGCUGUUUCCGGUGCCAGAUCUGUAGCGCCACUUUCACUUCCUUCGGUGAAUAUAAGCAUCACAUGAGGGUGUCUCGCCACAUCAUCCGCAAGCCUCGGAUUUACGAGUGCAAAACGUGCGGCGCCAUGUUUACCAACUCCGGCAAUUUAAUCGUACACCUGAGGAGUCUCAACCAUGAGGCAUCAGAACUAGCAAACUACUUCCAGACCAGUGAGUUCCUCCUCCCAGACUACCUGAGUCACAUGCAAGAGGAAGAGGGACUGGGACACUUUGAGAUGAGUGAGCAGACCUUUGAAGCUUCUUCCUCCUCUUCCUCAGUCCAAACACCAGUUAUCUCUCAAGUUUCUUCUACCAUGAACUAUGACAACCACACUUCUGCACCUCCUUCCCAAACCCAAAACCCCAGGUCAGGGCACGGAGGGGAGGCCGCACAAGGGGAGCACCUGAAAUCCACCUCUGCUGUGACCUCUCUGCAGGACAUAGAGGAAGACGAGGGAGAGAAGGAGAGAGGUGGAAGAAAGAAGAAGAAAAGACUAGUGUCAAUUACAAUUGAGUGAAACGUGUAAACAUGUAUAGUCCUGUUGCACACUCAGUACUUCUGUUGUUGACGGCUUCUUAUACUUUUAGAAAAAAAGAUACAAAAGCUGCCAUUGGGGCAGAAAAAGGUUCACCUUUGUACCGUAUGUACCCAUAAAGAGUGCAUAUUAGUAUCUUAAAAGUAUUAGUACCUAAAUGGUACAUUUUAGUACCUUUUGAAAAGGUACCAUCCCAGUGACAACUUUUGUACUUUUUUUUUUUUUUUCCUGAGAUGGUAUGUUUUAACAGCUUACAAAGUUGGUGUUUCAUUAUGAAAAAGUAUAAUGCCUUUUAAUUUGUGGGGGUUACUUAAAAAUUUGUAAUAUGUGACCCUGAACCACAAAACCAGUCACAAGUGGCACUGCCACGUUAGCCGGAUUUCCAUCCAAAGUUUCGAAUUUACCUUUGCACAAAAAUUAAAUUUUUCUUAAACUGUUUGCGAAUAAGCACUGUUUCCAUCCAACGACUCAAACAGAGCUGAUAAACUAGCACUAAAUAUCAUUAAGAAAAGUAGGAGAAGAUAAUAAUUUUGAAUAUAAUUCUGAAUAUAAUAAUUUUUACAUAUAAUAAAUUACUUGCGAUUCAGAGAGAGCAGACGAAACACAAUACAUGUGGUCAUUGCUUUCGCAGGCGGAUGCCAACUGUUUGGGAACGCAGUCUUGUAAGACGGUUCUUUGAGGCAAUUAUACAAAAAUACUUUGAUGGCAGACUUUGCUCAGGCAUUUUACAAUGACCAUAACCACAUUUCAGAUGCUGUGCACUGAGAUCAGUCUGCUAGUUAGUCAAGUUGUUCCGUCCCAUAAUGCAGUCACAUGACUUUUUUUGAUGCUUGUGGAAGAAUACGCGAAAUGCGUUUCCAUCUUCCAUUUGUCGCAUUAACCCUUUUUCGCACAAUUCAAAACCACCUCAAGCAAGUGUAAAAACUUUUUUGCAAAUUAAGGAAUUUUUUUUUCGCAUAUUGGUGUUUCCAUCACUCGUUUCUGAUGCGAAACAUAGCUAUUGUAUGAGUCAAAAUUAUCGAUUUUUCUUUUAUGCCAAAAAUUAUUAGGUUAUUAAGUAAAGUUCAUGUUCUAUGAAGAUAUUUUGUAAAUUUCCUACUGUAAAUAUAUCAAAAUGUAAUUUUUGAUUAGUAAUAUGCAUUGCUAAGAACUUCAGUUGGACAACUUUAAAGGCGAUUUUUCUCAAUAUUUAGAUUUUUUUUGCACCCUCAGAUUCCAGAUAUUCAAAUAGUUGUAUCUUGGCCAAAUAUUGUCCUGUCAUAACAAACCGUACAUCAAUGGAAAACAUAUUUGUUCAACUUUCAGAUGUAUGAAUCUCAGUUUUAAAAAAAAUGACCCUUAUGACUGGUUUUGUGAUCCAGGAUCACGUCACCUGAAAGACAUGGUAAAAAGUCAAAAUUUUGACUUUUUUUUUAAUGAGUAACCCAUUAAUAUUUGACUAUAAUGAAUUUGUUCCAUGGAAGCACAUUUUUUUAAUUUUAUAUUCAUUUUUCUUGUUUUUUAAACUGGCAGUCUGUUGAAAAGCAUCAAAUUGUAUUUUUUUUUUCUCUCACAUUAUUUUCAAUCAUGACUGAUGAUCUCCUUGUAUGAUGCGACUUCCUUUUCUCCUAUUUCAUGUCUGCGCCUUAACUAUCGCAAACUGCCCCUUCCAACUGUAAACAGACCUGUUUAAAAACUGGGAAGCUUCAAUCCUCUGAGGACCGUUCCUAAAAAUGUGAAAGACUGUGUUACUACUUCCAUGUGUGUUCAGAACAGAAGCAAAACACUGAACCUGACUGGCACAAAACAACCACGAAACCCUGUUAAAUGGGUUGCUGUGCAUUGACUGAUUAAUCUGAUGUGCUUUAGCGUGUCGUUUUGAACGCGUGUAUAUGUGAAGAGUAGCCCCGUUUUCCUAGCCCUCUUUUCUGCUGUAUGUGUAAUGCUGCUAAAUUUUGUAAACUGUGCCUCUCGCCCAGCUCUCCGAACCACUCGUCAAUUCGAUCUAAAGAGCUGUAUGUGAAUUCUUCGGGUUUAACGUUCUUCUUUUGAUUGUGACGUACAGAAGAAAUGUCAAAUGGGUCACAUUUUAAUAGAGUGGAAGGAAGGUGAUAUUUCCAUAGCCUUUCCCAUUUUAUUGCUGUUGGAAUUAUACUAUGGAAUUUUCUCCAUAACUUGAUGCCAUAGUUGUAUGUGCCUAACAGUCUCCCAAAACAAAGUUUAUGAACACCUUGUGACUAUGGCAUGAGCCUUGAUUGAAGAUACUUGUAACUCGAUUGCAACUUUGGAAUAUGUAGCAUUUGUUUUGUUCGGUGGUUGUAACGAUGGCGUAUCUUCGCUUCCUUCGUGUGAUAUUGCACCUGGCAAUCAGUCAGUCUCGAAGCUGCUCCAUUCCAAUAUGAUUUUGUAGGGAACAAAAAGUUUUAAUAAGCGUUGUGCAAUAUUGUUUUGGAUGAUUCACGUGGUCCAAAAUGAAAACCUUUUAUACUGCAGUGGACAAUGUGCUGAAUGAGUGAAGAUGAUGAAAAACAGGAAGGGGGCUAGUCGAGGGAACGAGCGAAAGCAUGUGCUCUUCGCUAAACCGUUCCUAUGGUUUGUCAGCGAACAAACGGCGAAAGAAAUGCCAUUGUGUUACAAAAACUAGACUGCAAUAUCGUUCUCUGAUGUCAUUUCCCUCGAGACGGUCUCCCGCUUAUCUCAUUCUCUCCAUUUUUGCGACCGCCCGCUGUAGCUCAAACUCAAUUACUUCAUAGUCUGAGAGUUUGUAGUGACGCAUUUAUCCAUAAGACAAUAUUGGCUGUCUGUCCCAGAUUGCUCUUUGUGCUACUUGCAUGUUUUCCGUGCAAAAAGAAAUAUGGGGGAAAAAAAAUAUCAAUAUAGCAUGGGUUGAUUCGUUUGUUGGAUGUUGUUUCAGAUAUGUGCAACUACCAUUUUGUAUACAAUAUUCAAUCUUUGGUGUUCAGUUGUUUGAGCAGAAAGAAAAAGCGUGAUAUUUCAGUAGUCAUAAUGCUUUUUUCCAGAUUCUGUAUCGAUGACGGUUACCUUAAAAAGUGUCAAUUUGUACAUUUGUAAUAUCAAUGUGAGUGUGAGUAGUUCUUUGACUUGAGCCUCGUAGUGUUCGCUUUUGUGAUCAUGUCUUAUUGAUAUAUAUAUAUAUAUAUAUAUAUACACUCUAUAUUCUUUUUUUAAAGCCUAUAGUUUUAGUCGUAUCUCGUGCCUUUGGAUAUUGGAUCUGUAUUGUAUUUUAAUUGGCAUAAACAUGCAUUGAUAUGAAUUCAUAAUGUUUUGUAGAAAGAAUGCUGGUAGACUUCAAAUGUAGCUUGAAACUAAAAAUAUUUUUGAAGUGCUAUUCGACACAUGGUUUCAACUGUAUGUUUUGUGUUUAUUUUCAUAAAGACAAAUGUAUUA
Molecule: messenger RNA, 5723 nt
Organism: Labeo rohita (rohu)
Lineage: Eukaryota; Metazoa; Chordata; Actinopteri; Cypriniformes; Cyprinidae
Gene: zbtb44
Product: zinc finger and BTB domain containing 44
Exons: 6
Coding region: 348-2318 (656 amino acids)
Biological process (GO): positive regulation of gene expression; regulation of transcription by RNA polymerase II
Molecular function (GO): protein binding; DNA-binding transcription factor activity, RNA polymerase II-specific; RNA polymerase II cis-regulatory region sequence-specific DNA binding
Source: RefSeq, a predicted model, not a curated record